Molecule: messenger RNA, 2365 nt
Organism: Penicilliopsis zonata CBS 506.65
Lineage: Eukaryota; Fungi; Ascomycota; Eurotiomycetes; Eurotiales; Aspergillaceae
Exons: 3
Coding region: 172-1878 (568 amino acids)
Biological process (GO): glycolipid translocation; dolichol-linked oligosaccharide biosynthetic process
Cellular component (GO): endoplasmic reticulum membrane
Source: RefSeq, a predicted model, not a curated record
CCACUCCAUAGAUAGCUGCUAGUUAACUACCAACUAGUUAACAACUAGCUAACUGAUGAGUUAAUAAGUUAUUUCAGUUAUACAGACGUGAUACUGAAAAUACUAUUAAUACUACAGAUGCUACUUAUUACAGCACUCCAUCUGAGAGCUAGUGCAAAUCAAGUCUAAGCCAUGGUCUCAACGUCGGACCCUGGGAGUGCUACCAAGAAACUGAUAGCCUCUACGGCAUCAGGCACCACCCUGCUCAUAUUGGUCCAAGUGGCCUCCCGAGCGUUCACGUUUACCGCAAAUCAGCUUGUUUUACGAAAGUUGUCGCCUACACUUUUAGGCAUUUCCAAUCGACUGGAGUUAUAUUCGACCUCUAUAGUUUAUUUCUCCAGAGAAAGCAUCAGGAACGCAAUCCAAAGACAGCCAUUGGAAGCUUCCGGAGUCGAUAUACAAGGACAGAAAGGUGAAGACAAGGCACCAGGAAUCGACGAGAAGAAGGCAUUUUCUUCGGCAACACAGUCCGUUAUAAAUAUCUCCUAUUUAAGUAUCGUGCUGGGGGUUCCCCUAUCCCUACUAGCAACCAAAUUUUACACGCAUUUUGUCCUUGCCGAAAUCCUACAUGAACACUCGACCAAGUCCAGCUUAUUUAUUACCGGAAUCGGCUCACUUAUUGAACUCUCCGCCGAGCCGUUUUUUGCGGUAAUUCAACAGCAUGGUCUCUAUAAGACUCGGGCUCUGGUUGAAACGGUUGCCGCGUUCACCAAAAGUUUUUCAAUAUGUGGUAUCGUCAUGUGGUCUUCCUGGGCCGGCUACGAUGUCGGGGUGAUUCCUUUUGCAGCGGGCUACUUGGGCUAUUCCCUUGCUAUCAUUUGCGGGUAUUCGAUCACAAUGCUAGGAAUAGCAACUGAGCGGCGAUUUUCAUUUCUCCCAUCGAAAAUAAAAUCAGAUAGCGAUCCGAGGAAGUUUAUAGCCGGUCUGUUCUCACGUCGAUUACUAUUGCUGGCUGCGAGCGUCUUCAUGCAGGCAACAGCGAAGCACCUACUCACUCAAGGAGACUCUAUAAUACUUGCCGCUAUGGCUAGCUUAGAGGAUGAGGGUAUUUAUGCACUUGCUGCUAACUAUGGCAGUCUUAUUGCUCGCAUAGUUUUCCAACCGAUUGAGGAGAGCAGCAGAAAUCUCUUUGCUAGUCUUCUCACGCGUGGCGAGAAUGAUACGGAUGACCCAGCCUGCAUCCAAGCUGCUAAAGAUCACCUAGCGGGUAUUCUGCAAGCGUAUGGACUUGUAUCAAUAAUUGUUUUCCCUCUCGGCCCAAUCUUUGUGACCAUCGUGCUGAACACCCUGGUUGGACGACAAUGGGCUCUAUCAAAUACAAGUGGCCUAUUUUCACUGUACUCCUGUUAUAUACCCUUCCUGGCAGUGAAUGGUAUAACAGAAGCAUUUGUCUCUGCAGCGUCUAGCCCUUCGGAGCUUCGAAGGCAUGCUAGUCGCAUGGCGGUAUUUUCUGCAUGCUUUGCCUUGGCAGCGUUUGUCUUCUUGAAACUACUAGGUUUGGGAUCUCCAGGACUAAUACUGGCUAAUAUCGUGAACAUGGCCGUCCGGAUUAUCUGGAGCUCAUCUUUCAUAAGAUCCUACUUCCAUCGAAAGAAGAAUGAUUUGGCCUUUGCUCAAGUAAGCCAGAGCACAUACACAUACACAGCAGCUACCAUAGCAACCUCAGUCAUGGUAGCGAGGCGCAAGUACUUCACAGAGAACCUUCAUGGUUACGUCGAGGCAUUGGCUCUGGGUGUCAUCUAUGUACUUGUUAUUCUAUGCUUUGAGAAGCAAUAUUUGAUGGAGCAGUACAACAGAACACGCCAAACCAUAAAGUUGAUGAGAGACAAAACCCAAUAGGAGAUUCAAUCAUCAAAAACAAUUUUUGUGGCUGGCUUGUCAGCUGCGUCAGUAUUUUUGAAGAAGGCACCAUAUGCUUCAUGCUGCUUCUUCUUGACAGUUGUACCAAAUUUCAAGAGAUCACUGGGAACUUCUUGCUUUGCUGCUUUAAGCACGUUUAUCAAACUUGAUAGGAAGUGUUAGCUCGGCCCUGUCAAUUGAUGCAAACAUCUUUCGGGGAAAGAGUCGCAAGCAUCAUAAUAUAGAGAUAGUUUCCCAGUGUACUUACGCGCCAGACUGAGCCUUAUCCAUUUCAGUGAACAAAGUGAUUGCAUAACCGUCCGACCCAGCUCUCCCAGUGCUUGAUAGGUUCAAGUUAGUCGACUACACAAAGGAGAGUAAGGCGUGGAACUUACCGCCCGAUCCGGUGAACGUAAUCCUCCACUGUCAAGGGGAAAGUCACAUUGAUAACCAACUUAACAGAAGGAAUAUCAAGACCUCUGGCGGC